GGACUCGCUCAUCUUUUUGGUGGGCAACAAACAGGACCUGUGCCACAUGAGAGAGGUGCAGCGCGAGGAGGGUCAGCGUCUGGCAGCCGAGUAUCGCUGCCAGUUCUAUGAGCUGUCGGUGGCGGAGCACUACCAGGAGGUGGCGUUCAUAUUCUCCAAGAUGGUGCAGAACGCCAGCCUGGGCGGCAAAGCCAAGGAGCGCAGGAGACGCCCCAGCGGCUCCAAGUCCAUGGCCAAGCUCAUCAACAACGUCUUCGGCAAGAGGAGGAAAUCAGUGUGAGACGAGUCAGACACCGGAACAGCUGUCAGUCAAGGCUGGACCAAUGACGUCGGACUAUUCAUUCCUCUAGCUUGGCUCUGUAUCUUUGAUUCUGU
This is a messenger RNA of Seriola dumerili (greater amberjack), 375 nucleotides long. RefSeq names its product ras-related and estrogen-regulated growth inhibitor-like protein. Gene Ontology annotation, molecular function: GTPase activity; GTP binding. The record is from RefSeq and is a predicted model, not a curated record. Lineage: Eukaryota; Metazoa; Chordata; Actinopteri; Carangiformes; Carangidae. The transcript has a single exon. The annotation marks the transcript as partial.